Molecule: messenger RNA, 2980 nt
Organism: Durio zibethinus
Lineage: Eukaryota; Viridiplantae; Streptophyta; Magnoliopsida; Malvales; Malvaceae
Product: E3 ubiquitin-protein ligase WAV3-like
Source: RefSeq, a predicted model, not a curated record
AUCAAUACCUUCACCAACAACAGCAAAGGUCAAACAAUUCUCAAAUCUCAAUAAAUCCCAUAACUCAACUCAAACCUCAACUCCGCCUUUCUCUCUCUCUUCAAUGGCGGCCAACAACACCAACAAGAAGACUAGUAAUCCGCCUCUUCUAACUGUGAUUUAGUCCCUUUGACAUUGUAGCCUACAAAAACUGCAGCUUUAUCGGUCUUCUUUUCAUUUAUUCAAACAAAAACAAUAACCCCCAUUAAACCUCUCUCUCGUCUCUUUAUAUAUUUUCUAUUGGCUUCGUGUUCCAUUUCCACUUUUUUAAGACCCAUUUUUUUUUCUCUCUCUCAAUCUUUCCCAUUCCAAAGAAAAGCUCUCUGAAAGGUAGCAACUUGACAUAAGAAUCAACUUCAAGAUCCAGUUUUUAACUUUGGGUUUUUGUUUUCUAGUUCAAAAGAUUUUUUUUUUUUUGAGUCAAAAUGGGUAGUAAAUGGAGAAAAGCAAAGUUGGCUUUAGGCCUGAAUCUCUGUGCUUAUUUACCUAGAACUUUAGAUGAUGAUGAUUAUCGUUCACUUCCUUCUGGUGAAAGAUUAUCUGAUGCUGCUUUGUUACCUCCUUCAAACUGGGAAAAUAUGUCUGCUUCUAGGCCAAUGACUCCUUUGCCUUCUUCUCAUGGUUUAAGGUUGCCUAAAAGUUUGUCUAGAAGCUUGUCUAGAAGUGCAAGCAAAUCAUCCAAGCAAACAUGUUCAAUAUGUUUGACCAAGAUGAAACAAGGAGAUGGUCAUGCUAUUUUCACUGCAGAGUGCUCACAUUCUUUCCACUUCCAUUGCAUUGCUUCAAACGUAAAGCAUGGUAAUCAAAUUUGUCCAGUUUGUAGAGCAAAAUGGAAAGAAAUCCCCAUGCAGAGCCCUAGUUUGGAUCCUCCCCCUGUCAGGGCAGCAAUCAGCCCUGUAGGUUUGCCACAAAGUGAUGAUUUGAUGACUGUAGUCCGCCGGUUGCCUCCACCUCGUAGAGAUUUACGUCGGCGACAUGUUGUACCAUUAUUUCAGGCUCCUGAACCAGGUGUUUUCAAUGAUGAUGAAUUGUUGGAUCACCUACCUGUGAGUGAUGAGAGUAGGAUUUCCUCAGAUAACUCGUCUCUUAGAACAAUAGAGAUCAAAACAUACCCAGAGGUUUCAGCUGCACCAAGGUACAGUUCUUAUGAUAAUUUCACGAUUCUUGUUCAUCUUAAAGCUGCUGCCACCGUUGCAGUUCAAAAUCCCAGCAGAAAUCAUGCUAGCUUGCCACAAUUUUCUCAAAAUCCCCGUGCUCCUGUUGACCUAGUCACAGUGCUUGAUAUCAGUGGUAGCAUGGCUGGCACCAAGCUUGCACUACUAAAACGGGCAAUGGGGUUUGUAAUACAAAACCUUGGCUGCAAUGAUAGACUUUCAGUCAUUGCCUUCUCUUCAACAGCCCGCCGCCUCUUUCCCCUUCGUCGAAUGUCUGACGUAGGGCGGCAGCAGGCACUUCAAGCUGUUAACUCUCUGGUUGCAAAUGGUGGUACCAACAUAGCUGAAGGCCUGAGGAAAGGUGCUAAGGUAAUGGAAGACAGGAGGGAAAAGAAUCCAGUUGCCAGCAUAAUACUUUUGUCGGAUGGGCAGGAUACUUAUACUGUCAAUGGUGCUGCUGCAAACAAGUCUCAACCAAAUUACCAGUUGCUUGUCCCUCUGUCUAUGCACGGGGGUGACAACCCAGGAUUCCAGAUUCCAGUGCAUGCUUUUGGUUUUGGUGCAGAUCAUGAUGCAUCAUCAAUGCAUUCAAUUUCAGAGAUCUCUGGGGGCACAUUUUCUUUUAUUGAAACAGAAGCUGUAAUCCAGGAUGCAUUUGCACAAUGCAUUGGUGGCCUUUUAAGUGUUGUAGCUCAAGAGCUGCAAGUGGGUGUUGAGUGCAUGAAUCCAAGUCUCUGCCUUGGCCCACUUAAAGCAGGCAGUUAUCCAAGCCGUAUGACAGCUGAUGGAAAAACUGGAUUUAUUGAGGUUGGAGAUCUCUAUGCUGAUGAAGAGAGGGAUUUCUUGGUAUCAGUUAAAGUACCAUCAGAGUCCUCUGAACGUGAAACAUCGUUGCUAAAGGUGAAAUGUGUUUAUAGGGAUCCCUUGACUAAUGAAAUGACAACUUUGGAGAGUGAUGUUGUUAGGAUUCAAAGACCUGAAGUGGCUGGGCAGGAAGUAGUGUCAAUUGAAGUAGACAGGCAACGCAACAGGUUCCAAGCAGCAGAAGCAAUGGCAGAGGCAAGAACCACGGCUGAGCAGGGAGAUCUAGCAGGUGCUGUUUCAAUCCUUGAAAAUUGUAGAAGGCUGUUGUCUGAGACUGUUUCAGCCAAAUCUCAUGACCGACUUUGUGUUGCAUUGGAUGCUGAGCUCAAGGAAAUGCAAGAGAGGAUGGCAAGCAGACAUGUGUAUGAGGCAUCCGGGAGAGCAUAUAUCCUCUCAGGACUGAGCUCACACUCGUGGCAAAGAGCGACUGCAAGAGGUGACUCCACUGAUGGUUCAAGUCUGAUUCAGGCAUAUCAAACUCCAUCAAUGGUUGAGAUGCUUACUCGAUCUCAGGCAAUGUUACUGGGUAGUCCAUCAACUCAAAGGCUUGUCCAACCACCAUGGUCACUUGGAUCACAACCGAAGCCAAGGUAAUAUUUUGAAAGUAAUAUGGCAACUAUCAUCAAAUAGUUUUUCUGGAGCUUUUUCCCUAUAUUCUGCAAAAUUUUGUUUGGGGAGGUGAUAAAAUGGAGGGUCUUACAUGUGAAAAUGAAUAAGAAAUUGGGAAAAAGGCAGAAGAAAAUAUUUUGGGAGUAGAAAAGAGAAGCAAGAGUAGGUAGGGUUUACACCAUUUUGUAUUUUUGUUUGCGUUGUUGGGGGGUGUACAUAAAGAGAAAUGGCUUUUUCUCUCUGGGGUAUAUGUUUGUAAUUGUUGAAAUGAUUGUGGUGAGCUCUUCACCUAAUCUAUAAUUAUCUGCAGCAAU